AAGGGAAGAGGCAGUUCUUGUCCAGAGCCCAGGUAAUCGGGGCGGGAUCAACUAGCGUCGCGGUGUGAUGACGUCACGCCCUGGCCAGGCCUGGAGUGGCGUGCUGGGCGUGCGCGGCUGCGGUAUGAAGUGUUGGUCCCAGCGUUUCAGCUGAGGUACGGACGUGCUCUAGGCCGGAAUGUUACCGACUGUCGGAUCUGUGGAUGAGGAAGAGGAUCCUGCGGAGGAGGAUUGUCCUGAAUUGGUUCCCAUUGAGACGAAGCAAAGCGAGGAGGAGGAAAAGUCUGGCCUGGGCGCCAAGAUCCCAGUCACAAUUAUCACCGGGUAUUUAGGUGCUGGGAAGACAACACUUCUGAACUAUAUUUUGACAGAGCAACAUAGUAAAAGAGUAGCAGUCAUUUUAAAUGAAUUUGGGGAAGGAAGUGCGCUGGAGAAAUCCUUAGCUGUCAGCCAAGGUGGAGAGCUCUAUGAAGAGUGGCUGGAACUUAGAAAUGGUUGCCUCUGCUGUUCAGUGAAGGACAAUGGCCUUAGAGCUAUUGAGAAUUUGAUGCAGAAGAAGGGGAAAUUUGAUUACAUACUGUUAGAGACCACUGGAUUAGCAGAUCCUGGUGCAGUGGCUUCUAUGUUUUGGGUUGAUGCUGAAUUAGGGAGUGAUAUUUAUCUUGAUGGUAUCAUAACUAUUGUGGAUUCAAAAUAUGGGUUAAAACAUUUAACAGAAGAGAAACCCGAUGGCCUUAUCAAUGAAGCCACUAGGCAAGUUGCUUUGGCAGAUAUCAUUCUCAUCAAUAAAACAGACUUGGUUCCAGAAGAAGAUGUAAAGAAAUUAAGAAUGACAAUUAGAUCCAUAAAUGGACUAGGACAAAUCUUAGAAACACAAAGAUCAAGAGUUGAUCUCUCUAAUGUAUUAGAUCUUCAUGCCUUUGAUAGUCUCUCUGGAAUAAGUUUGCAGAAAAAACUUCAGCAUGCGCCAGGAAUACAACCUCACCUUGAUCAGAGUAUUGUCACAAUCACAUUUGAAGUACCAGGAAAUGCAAAGGAAGAACAUCUUAAUAUAUUUAUUCAGAAUCUCCUGUGGGAAAAGAAUGUGAGAAACAACGACAAUCACUGCAUGGAGGUCAUAAGGCUGAAGGGAUUGGUGUCAAUCAAAGACAAACCACAACAAGUGAUUGUCCAGGGUGUCCAUGAGCUCUAUGAUCUGGAGGAGACUCCAGUGAGCUGGAAGGAUGACACUGAGAGAACAAAUCGAUUGGUCCUCAUUGGCAGGAAUUUAGAUAAGGAUAUCCUUAAACAGCUAUUUAUAGCUACUGUGACAGAAACAGAAAAGCGGUGGACAACACAUUUCAAAGAAGAUCAAGUUUGUACAUAACACUAGAAGCAUUUAUUAUCAAAAGGAUUGGCUAAUAAAAAUAAGUUUCUACUGGGUAUAUUUCAAGCAUUUAUUUAUUACUUUAGUUACGAAUUCCAAUAUACUUUAAAAUGGUAUUUUACAGCAUACAUAAAAUGUAGCAAAUCAGUAUUGUAAAACAUUUAACAUUCAUACAAUUAUAUAUAAUACCCUUUUUUUUUUGGCAUUUCACAAAAAUAUCUUUUGAAAUUGACUUUGGAGUUUACAUACACUGAAUAUGAAAGUUUAUAACAAUGAUGAUAAAACUUUCAACAUUGUCAUUUUUUCUUAGAACUUCAGCUAAUUGCAGAGAUAUAAUGAUUACAUUGUUAUUAAUUUUUUUAAAAACAAGUAAAUGUCACCAUUUUAUUACAUGAAAUAAAAGGUUAUGACUAUUA
Chlorocebus sabaeus (green monkey) is the source of this 1782-nucleotide messenger RNA. It is a transcript of the gene ZNG1A, whose product is annotated as Zn regulated GTPase metalloprotein activator 1A. The record is from RefSeq and is a predicted model, not a curated record. Gene Ontology annotation, cellular component: cytoplasm. NCBI's taxonomy places the organism in Eukaryota, Metazoa, Chordata, Mammalia, Primates, Cercopithecidae.